CUCUCACUCCAGCCCAGCAGAGAGGAGGAGGCGGGUCGCGUGUGCGCUCUUGUGAGUGUAUGAGCGGAGGAUGUUAAACCCUCUGGAAAGAAAAGGACGGCUGAUUAGUGAGAAGGGCUCGAAAAUGGAACCGCGGCGAGAUGGCGAGAAGAGGACGCCGCUCUGCCUGCUCUGGAUUGGAUAGAUUCAAAGAAAAAGCUUGUUGGGUGCAGAUGUUUGAGGAUUGAGAAGAUUCCUCGGCAUCUGUUUUUUGCGUCCGUGUGUGUGUGUGUGUCGCCAAGUUGAAACUAGAACUACACAGACCCUCUGAGGAUCUGAACCUGCCAUCUGGAGCUCAAAUCCUCGCCGGGGGAGGGGGGUGCAAAGGUUAAGGAAACGUUUGUGCGAGGAGGCGAAGGCGAAGACACGAUGACGGCGUUGCGUCUGAGCCGCUGAGACUCUCUGACCUCAGCUUCUCUGCGGGCCGACGCAAGCAUCCAGCCAUGCUGUGUGGUCUGAGGAGAGACACCAAGAACAGCAUUGAUGAGGGGCCGUACUCCAAGGGGAGCAAGGAGGCCGGGGCAGCUGACCAAUCGCGUCCGUCCUGCAGGCGCAGCUUCUCAGCGGAGGAGCACCGGGGAGUGACCACGGUGGACCUGAUGAAGAGGGAAGGCAGCAGCCUCGGCCUCACCAUCUCCGGAGGCUCCGACAAGGACGGAAAGCCCCGGGUGUCCAACCUGCGGGCCGGCGGGCUGGCCGCCAGGAGUGACCAGCUGAACGUAGGAGACUACAUCAAGUCGGUGAACGGCAUCAACCUGUCGAAGCUUCGCCACGAUGAGAUCAUCAGCCUGCUGAAGAACAUCGGGGAGCGGGUGGUGCUGGAGGUGGAGUACGAGCUGCCUCCGUUCGUCCAGAACCCCUCCGGCCUCUCCACCAAAACCAUAGAGGUGUGUUUACACAAGGAGGGAAACAGCUUCGGCUUCGUCAUGAGAGGAGGUUUCCACGAGGACUGGCGCCGGUCUCGUCCUCUGGUGGUGACGUACGUGCGGCCCGGAGGUCCGGCGGACAGAGAGGGAACUCUGAGGGCCGGAGACCGAGUGCUCAGCGUGGACGGGAUGCCUUUCAACAGGGAGAAGCACGCCGACGCUCUGACCGUGCUGAUGCAGAGCGGCCAGGAAGCUCUGCUCCUGAUCGAGUAUGACGUCUCCGUCAUGGACGCGGUGCAGCAGGCCUCGGGCCCCCUGCUGGUGGAGAUAGCGAAGGGCCCCUCGGCCGGCCUGGGGAUCAUCCUCACCACGGCAACGUACCGCAGCAAACAGGUCAUCAUCAUCGACAAGAUAAAAGCAGCCAGCGUGGUGGAAAGAUGUGGCGCUCUGCACGCGGGCGACAUCCUGCUGUCCAUCGACGGGACGAGCACGGAGCACUGCUCUCUGAUGGAGGCCACGCAGCUGCUCGCCAGCGCCUGCGACCUGGUGAGGCUGGAGAUCCUGCCGGCCAGCCAGGGCAGACUUCCCGCCAGGCCGCAGGACACGGUAAAAGUGCAGAAGAGCAACCAUCACCACUGGGACCAGGGCACCAACUACUGCCACCCCCCCCACGGCAGCCACGGCAAGACAUGGAGCAGCCCGAGCCACCCACACAACCAGCAGGACCACUGCAAGCCGGCGGCGGCGGCGGCGGGGGCGGCGAGCGGGGGCUUCUCCCCCUCCUCCACGGCCACCUCGGGCUUCAGCAGCCAGGGGAGCAGCACGCUGCCCUGCCCCGUCCCUCCGGUGGCCCCCACCAGCCCGCGGGGCUCCACGGCCAAGAGGAGGAACAGGAAGAAGGACCACAAGAGCUCACUGUCUCUGGUGUCCAGCUCUGUCGGCCCCGGGGGGCAGGUUUUCCACGUGGAGACGAGCGAGGUCUUCCUGAGGGGGGAUCCGCUCACGGGUUUCGGGAUCCAGCUGCAGGGGGGCGUCUUCGCCACGGAGACGCUGUCCGCUCCCCCGGUCAUCCGCUUCAUCGAGCCCGACAGCCCGGCUGAGAGUUGUGGGCUGCUGCAGGUUGGGGACAGACUUUUGUCCAUCAACGGGAUCCCCACUGAAGACGGCACUCUGGAAGAAGCCCACCAGCUGCUCCGGGACUCCGCUCUGGCCCACAAGGUCACAGUGGAGGUCGAGUUUGACGUUGCAGAGUCGGUGGUUCCCAGCAGCGGCACCUUCCACGUGAAGCUCCCCAAGAGGAGAGAGGUGGAGCUGGGCAUCACCAUCAGCGCAAGUAAGAAACCCGGCAAGCCGCUCAUCAUCUCUGACAUCCGCAAAGGGAGCAUAGCACACAGAACAGGCACUCUGGAGCCCGGCGACCGGCUGCUGGCCAUCGACAGCGUGCGCCUGGAGAACUGCACCAUGGAGGACGCCAUGCACUUCCUGCAGCAGGCCGAGGACAUGGUCAAACUCCGGAUCCAGAAGGACGAGGACAACAUCGAUGAGCUGGAGAUGUCGGGCUCCGUUAUCUACACGGUGGAGCUGAAGCGCUACAACGGACCUCUGGGCAUCACCAUCUCCGGCACGGAGGAGCCCUUCGACCCCAUCGUCAUUUCUGGCCUCACCAGAAAAGGCCUCGCAGAGAGGACCGGGGCCAUCCACAUAGGGGACCGAGUCCUGGCCAUCAACGGGGUCAGUCUGAAGGGAAAGCCGCUGAGCGAGGCCAUCCACCUGCUGCAGGUGGCCGGGGAGUCCGUCACCCUCAAGAUAAAGAAACGAGCCGACCAGUCGGACGGCCGGCGGCCCGCGGGCCGAGAGGGGGGCUUCUCAAGCGACCCGGACGACGACCUCGCCGACUCGCAGAAGACCGGCAGGCACCCGGCGGCGUACUCGGCCGCCGUGCCCAGCGUCGACUCCGCCGUGAGCUCCUGGGACAGCUCGGGGUUUGACGCGGGCUACGUCAGCCAAGGGGCGUAUCUCCACAAAGCGUCCGACGUGUUGUUCAACCCGAACGAUUGGCGACGCGCGAAUCCCAGGAGCCAAACCGGCGGCGGCGGUCUGGUCCACCGGGCGCCGCUGUACGACGGGAGAUUCAGCGAGGACGAGUGGGACAAGAUACCCGGAUUCGUCAGCCCCCCUCGUUGCCAUGGCACCCUGAACCAGGAAGACGGCUUCUGGUCCCAGGCUCUGCAGGACCUGGAGACCUGCGGCCAGUCGGAGAUCCUCAGGGAGCUGGAGGCGUCCAUGACGGGGAGCGCGCUCAGUCUGUACCUCGAGGAAACCAAGACCAACGACGACUCCAUGUUUCAGCCCGAGAUCAGUCCCGUCAAGAGGGAGGGGCUCAGCGAGCUCGACGGCAACCUGAACGUGACGCCCGGAGGCGGGGACGCGCCGUCCCGGGGACGGGGGGACGCCUCCGGCAUCUCGUCCCCCAGCGCUCUGGCCCUGCACAAGGUGACGAUGCGGAAGGACGUGGAGAGCCGUGACUUUGGGUUCAGUGUGUCCGACGGGCUCCUGGAGAAAGGUGUUUACGUCAACAUGAUCCGCCCCGAGGGCCCCGCAGACCAGGGGGGGUUGAAACCCUUCGACCGGAUUCUCCAGGUGAACCGGGUCCGGACCCGGGACCUGGACUGUUGUCUCACGGUGCCUCUGAUCAUGGAGGCGGGCCACGUCCUGGACUUGGUCAUUAGCAGGAACCCCCUGGCGGCGCCAGACGACUGCGACGACCACUUGAACUCACUGUUCUGCUUCCCGGAGCACAGGACCAACGGCGUCGCCCUGUGACCCCCCUCCCCCCCCCAGCUCCCCGGGACACACACACACACACACACACUCUGGUUACGUCUGUCAUGGUGACUCUCUGACAGGCCGCCACGCUCACGCAGAGCAUCCUCCCAUAAACGCCCCCGAAGCGACAAAGUGCACACGUGCUGCCGCCGUUUUAGUCACUGUGUUCACAAAGAGGCAGACCCCACCCUCCUGCCUUUGCAGAGCCACAUGUAGGGUUAUAUAAGAAGGAGUCAUAGCUUCUGCCUGAGCCAGGAUGUCAACGCUAACGCCUCAGAGUCCAAUGCUGCGCGCGCACACACACACACACACACACACACAUGCACACUCUGCACAAAUGUGUCCUUUGCUUGAUGCUCAUUUGGCAAAGGACACUUUUUUUUUUUUUUUUUUUUCUUUUUUACACACAAAAUUGGACAUGCAAUUCUUGAUAUGUAUAUGAAACACACGUAUGUACACGCAGGUUGUUGGUGGACUCGAGGUCCAGGGAGCUUUGUGCAUAAUUGCGGUUUUCAGAAUAGGCCGACCUGCUCUCUGCAUUCCUUCACCGCAUACGACCAGGAGCUCUUGUGAAGUCGCCCCCUUUUUAAUAGUUUGUGGUUAAUUGUUCCACAGAGAGUCCGGAUGUAUGUCGCAUUUUCAGGUUUCGUUUUUCACUUUCUGCACGUUUCUUUCUAAAACUCCAUUUGCACAUGUUGCACAAUUGUUUUUGUUUUUUGUCACAGUUCAUAACUCACUUUUUCCUCCCCCCGUUGCACUGUUUUUAUCUGCACGGCAUCUCACGCGGCAUUACACCGGAAUGACUUAUGGUUUGGCAAGUGAAUGCAUCCUGAACCAAACGGGAGGAUUAAAUGCCUUUUUCAAUGUUCACUGGUGAAUGAUGUUGUUUUCGUGUGUCUGGGCCGAUGUUUCUCUCUGGAGUAUUUUCCCCUCCGACGUCACGUAGCAUGCUUAGGGUUUGUCUUCGGAAAGUAGUUCUUCCUUUAUAAUAAAACUGAACCGGGAGUCUUUGUUUUCCUCAUGUGUUUUUAUAAAGCUUUUGUGAGUGAAACCUGUCCUGCUGCCUCUCUGGAAACCAGGAGACGGAUGUGAGACGGUUCCUCUGUGGAGCAGGCUGAUUCAUCCUUGGGGCCAGUAACCUUUUGUCUUAAAUUAAAUGUCAUGUUGGGAAAAGAAGCCUAUUUUAAGGCUUUUUAUAUAUAUAUAUUAAUAUACUGUCUUUAUCUAGCUGUAUCAUGGUAUGCAGUGAUUUUUUUUAAUUUGCAAUAAAAGCACAUUUAGCGUCAUAUCUUUGUAAGUUGUGUGAUACUGAAUGUGGCCGCAAAUAGUUUGGUUCAUUUCCACAUUCUCAGUAAAUGACAGGAUUUUUUUGACUGGAAUCUCAACGAUUUAUUGGAUAUAUUUUAUUUUUGUUAUUUAAUUUAUUAUCAACCAAAAUGUAUUUCUUAUGAGAAUAAAGUUCAUGAAACCAUA
Gasterosteus aculeatus aculeatus (three-spined stickleback) is the source of this 5204-nucleotide messenger RNA. The record is from RefSeq and is a predicted model, not a curated record. NCBI's taxonomy places the organism in Eukaryota, Metazoa, Chordata, Actinopteri, Perciformes, Gasterosteidae.